Bipolaris oryzae ATCC 44560 is the source of this 1449-nucleotide messenger RNA. RefSeq lists its product as uncharacterized. The coding region runs from base 1 to 1449 and encodes 482 amino acids. The record is from RefSeq and is a predicted model, not a curated record. The transcript has 7 exons. Lineage: Eukaryota; Fungi; Ascomycota; Dothideomycetes; Pleosporales; Pleosporaceae. Gene Ontology annotation, molecular function: homogentisate 1,2-dioxygenase activity. Gene Ontology annotation, biological process: L-phenylalanine catabolic process. Gene Ontology annotation, cellular component: cytoplasm.
AUGUCGAACCAGAAACUGGAAACCAUGGAAGACUACAAGAAUAUCUUCCACUGGGCAGAAACCCAGAAGGAUGGAACAAUCCCCAGUUUCGAUACUAGGAAGAAUGACCCUUAUGAGUACCAAGCUGGAAUCGGAAACCAUUUCGUCUCUGAAGCUGUUCCUGGAACGAUUCCCAGAGGCCAGAACCAACCUCGUGUGGUAAGGUUUGGUUUGUACGCUGAGCUGAUCUCUGGUUCUGCUUUCGUCGCCCCUAGGCAUUUAAACAAGCGAUCUUGGUUCUACCGUGCUAGACCUUCGCUUGCCCAUAAGGGAUUCGACCAACUACCUGACAACAAAGACAUUGAAUCCUGCUUCCUCCCUCUCAACCCCAAGAUCCACGUAUCCUCCGCACAGAUCGCAUGGCGUCCGUUCGAGCUCCCAACUACGGGCGAAGUUGACCUCAUCGAUGGACUUAAGACUAUUUGCGGAUCCGGUGACCCGUCGCUGAGAGAGGGUCUUGCUGUGCACAUCUACGCAUGCAAUAAGAGCAUGGACAGGCGUGCUUUCGUCAACUCGGAUGGAGACUGGUUGAUUGUUCCUCAGGAGGGUAACUUGGACAUCCAGACUGAAUUUGGUAUGCUGUAUGUGCAGCCUGGUGAAAUUUGUGUCCUCCAAAAGGGAUGUAGGUUCAGGAUUGGUGUUGAGGGUUCUUCAAGGGGCUAUAUUACUGAAAUCUGGGGAUCUGCCUUUCAACUGCCCGAUGGCGGCCUGGUUGGUUCGAACGGUAUGGCUAACAUCAGGGAUUUUCUUUCCCCGGUUGCUAAGUACGAUAUCGACGACAACCCAUGGGAGAUCAUCAACAGGGUUAACGGUAGGCUAUUCAAAGCAAAUCAAGACUUUAGCCCAUUCAACGUUGUUGCCUGGCAAGGUAACUACGUCCCCUUCAAGUACGACUUGACAAAGUUUGUUGUUGUCGGUUCAGUAACAGUUGACCAUUUGGACCCCUCAAUUUUCACCGUGCUCACUGCGCCAUCCCGGGACCCCCUCACGCCACUUGUCGACUUUUUGGCCUUGGGCCCACGCUGGGACGUGACCAGCCACACUUACCGCCCACCAAGCUUCCACCGCAAUGCCGCUUCCGAACUCAUAGGCCUGAUCUAUGGUGGAUACGAUGGUCGUUCAGAUGCAUUCAACCCUGGAGGUAUUUCACUGGAUAGUGGAUUCGUCCCUCACGGUAUUUCACAAGAAGAGUACGUAGGAGCAGUCGAACAUGAAGCACCUGUUCACCAAAUCUCCAAGGGCGCCAUGGCAUUUAUGGUCGAGAGCGCAAGGCAACUCACUAUCACCGACUGGGCUUGGAAUCACGAGAACAAGCAUUUGCACAACUCCGCCAUGUUUGAGGCUCUAGAAGACAAUUUCAGUAAGCAUAAGGACGAGAUUGACCAGAUUCUCCAGGCAAAUCAGAAAUAA